AGAGAGGAUUCGACAACGUGUUCGCCGAGUUCGACAAUGCGUACGUGGCAGUAAGGGAUAAGUUCGAAAAUGAAAAGAAAGAAAAGGGUGUGUGUGCCAGAGUGAGAAUACGAAUAGUACAAGAAGCAGUUCUAACACGGGAUGCAUUCAAUGGGAAGCUAGAGAUUGAAAAUGGCGAGAAUUCUGCUCUGACAAAUAUUAAAGUGGAGCUUCACAUCUUCAAAUCGGAAGAUGUAACCCAAGAACAUAUGAUAGAGCAUUUUGCAAUAGGAGAUCCAGAUCUAAACGGAAUCAGCGCGGUGGAUGGCUCGGGGAGUCUAGCCAAAGGAAAGAGUGGGUCUGCCGAAUGGUUGAUCAUCCCUUAUUCAACAGCUGCGCCAACUGAGGACGUCCUAUACGACAUCGGAGGUGUGCUCACCUACUUUGUUGAUGGAGCUAAUUUUACUGCUCCACUGCUUGCUGAUAGUGUUACUGUGAAACCAGACCCACGCCUGCACAUUCAUUACUUUCAUGAGAAGUACGUUGAAGCUGAUGAUCCAUUCACAAAAGAUGUGGUUGAACCAUCUAUUCCAUUUAGCUUGGC
This is a messenger RNA of Owenia fusiformis, 583 nucleotides long. NCBI's taxonomy places the organism in Eukaryota, Metazoa, Annelida, Polychaeta, Sabellida, Oweniidae. The record is from the annotation of a GenBank genome assembly.